AUGACCCCUGUCGUGUCCAUCGUCACUCUCCACCACCCCCAGCAGCACUCCAGGCGCCCUCGCUCGCACACCCUCCCCGUUCUGCCUUUGCCGCAGACUCAAUCCUCGACUCCUACGACAUUGGGUGGGAGUCUGGCAAGGGCCCCAAUCCGAUCGACACCACAAAGCCUCCAAAGUCCAACCAAAAGGGCCAAAGAGGGCAUCCCAUUUGCAACUGGUCCUGAGUACCGCAGAUCGCGACAACUUGGCCGCCUGUAA
This is a messenger RNA of Colletotrichum tamarilloi, 258 nucleotides long. RefSeq lists its product as uncharacterized. NCBI's taxonomy places the organism in Eukaryota, Fungi, Ascomycota, Sordariomycetes, Glomerellales, Glomerellaceae. The transcript has a single exon. Bases 1 to 258 code for a protein of 85 amino acids. The record is from RefSeq and is a predicted model, not a curated record.